Mucor mucedo is the source of this 698-nucleotide messenger RNA. Its product is annotated as Metalloenzyme, LuxS/M16 peptidase-like protein. Gene Ontology annotation, cellular component: mitochondrion. The record is from RefSeq and is a predicted model, not a curated record. Gene Ontology annotation, molecular function: metalloendopeptidase activity; metal ion binding. The transcript has a single exon. The annotation marks the transcript as partial. NCBI's taxonomy places the organism in Eukaryota, Fungi, Mucoromycota, Mucoromycetes, Mucorales, Mucoraceae.
CUCUUGUUCAUCUUGCCGAGAAUCAUUUUGGUCGUUUGCCCAACAAAUUAGAUGCUUCUACCAGUAAAUUUGCCAUGAAGAAGGCUGUUUUUACUGGAGCUGAUUUCAGAGUGAGAGAUUCUAAUGCCCACCAAGCUCAUAUCGCUGUGGCUGUGGAGGGUGCUAGUUGGACAUCUCCUGAUUACUUCCCUCUUUUAGUCAUGCAAUCCAUCAUUGGUUCUUGGGACCGUUCUUUAGGUGCUACAGGACAUUUGGAUUCAAGAUUAUCUUCUGUUUUACACAACAAUCAACUUGCCAACUCGUUCAUGUCAUUCAACACUUCAUACAAGGACACUGGACUCUGGGGUAUUUAUUUGAUCACCGAGAAUAAGGAACGUAUUGGCGAUUUAUUGGCUUCAACAAAGAAAGAAUGGAGUCGUUUAUCUACAUCUGUCACCGACGAGGAAGUUCAACGUGCUAAACAACAAUUAAAAGCUGGUUUAUUAUUAAGUUUAGACGGUAGUACUCCUAUCGCUGAAGAUAUUGGUAGACAAUUGCUGACUUCAGGUGAUCGUAUGUCACCAAAGGAGGUCGAACAGUUGGUCGCUAAGGUCACUGUCGAUGACGUGAGACGCGUUGCUAGAGAGUACCUGAGUGGUGAUGCUGCUGUUGUUGGUAUCGGUGCCGUUGAUAAUAUGCCUGACUUCAAUAGCCUUUAA